Molecule: messenger RNA, 943 nt
Organism: Larimichthys crocea (large yellow croaker)
Lineage: Eukaryota; Metazoa; Chordata; Actinopteri; Sciaenidae
Gene: rsph1
Product: radial spoke head component 1
Exons: 8
Coding region: 128-853 (241 amino acids)
Biological process (GO): axoneme assembly; spermatid development
Cellular component (GO): nucleus; motile cilium
Source: RefSeq, a predicted model, not a curated record
GGCCGUUGUCCUGGCAACCGUAAACUAGCAACCGCGCAGUGAACAGACAGAGCGUCUCUCCGGGUUUUAACCACUCUGUUUAAACUACAACUUUACGUCGACCAGUCUUAUAAACUGACGUAGAACAAUGUCGGAUAUAGGAUCUGAUGAGUUUGAGGAUGAACGCAAUAAACUCGGGGAGUAUGAAGGCGGCAGGAAUGAUGCAGGAGAGAGGCACGGAGUCGGUAAAGCAGUUCUGCCCAACGGAGACAGUUACCAGGGACAGUAUGAGAACGGCAAAAGACACGGAGAGGGGACAUAUAAGUUCAAGAAUGGGUCGAGAUAUGUGGGAGACUAUUACCAGAACAUGAAACAUGGACAGGGCACCUUUUACUAUCCUGAUGGCUCCAAAUAUGAAGGCUUGUGGGUUGAGGACUUGAGACACGGUCAUGGUGUUUACACUUACCCCAAUGGAGAUACGUAUGAUGGAGAGUGGCUGCAUCAUAUGAGGCAUGGCCAGGGCAUUUACCACUACCAUGAAACUGGCUCCAAGUUUAAGGGCUUGUGGGUGAAUGGCAAGAUGGAGUCAGCUGGAGAGUACAUCCACUCUAAGCACAGAUACAAGGGUAACUUCAUCAACAAUAACCCGAUUGGCCCGGGGAAGUAUGUGUUCGACAUCGGGUGUGAGCAGCAUGGUGACUACCACCACUUAGAGCAGGACCGAGCUGAGGGCGAGUGGGGCGAGUUGGCCUCCACCUCUGUCAUCAAGUGGAUUCCCAAGUGUAUCACCGGCAUGACCGUGUGGACUCCAGGCAAAGAGACUGCAGCUGGUGAAAAGAAAACAGCUUCAGCAGAAGAGGCAGCAGAGAACUGACUAGUGUGACCCAUCCAUAAUCCUGCCUCUUUCAAUAUUUGUCUAAAAUACACAAUUAAAUAAAUAUUUCAAUAAAUGUAUAAAUAAAUC